UUGUUCCUAAAACUUCCAUCCUUAUUUUGAUUCUUUUAGAUCUUCUAGCUAGACAAGAAAAGGGUUACAUCAGCCCAUUUUUAUAUUAUUCUUGAUCCGCAUUAUCAUUCACCAAUGUCCUCUUUUCUUUGAUUGAGUUCAAAACUUGUUUUUCAUGCUAUAUUUUGUUUGUCUUUUCUAUCAACAUUUUUUUGUUCCUCAUACAAAAAAAUAGAAAAAGAAAAAGGCAGAUUAAAUUAGUUUAUUACUUCCCCUUAUUCCAAUUUUUCUUGCUCCAAGUUAAAAUGGAUGACACCUUCGCCAUUUCCAACCAAAAAACUACAAUCCCAAAAGAAUACAUUUGGCCUCAGAAGGAUUUAGAUCUUGCAGAUGAAGAACUCAAAGAACCAGUUGUGGAUCUUCAAGGGUUCUUCAAUGGUGAUUUGGAAGGAACUCAACAUGCAGCAAAGCUUCUUAGAGCUUCUUGUUUGAAACAUGGAUUUUUCCAAGUGAUUAACCAUGGAGUUGAUCAAAACCUCAUUGACAUGGCUCAUCUUCAAGCUAAAGCUUUCUUUAAGCUUCCCAUGUCGGAAAAACAAAAGGGCAAGCAACAACUUGGAAGCAAAUGGGGGUUUUCCGCUGCUCAUGCUCAUCGGUUCUCGGCGAAAUUGCCUUGGAAGGAAAUGUUUACAUUUUUCUUCCAUCAAAAUGGCUCUAACGAUCUCGCUGCCGUCGAUUUUUUUGAGUCAUUCUUUGGGGAAGGAUUUGAGGAGAUCGGAUUGGUAUUCCAAAAGUAUUCUGAGGCUGUGAACAAAUUAUCUCUUUCGAUAAUGGAAAUUCUGGGAAUUAGCUUGGGGAUAGAUCGAUCUUACUUCAAGGAUUUUUUCGAAGAUGGAAAUGCAAUUGUGAGAGCCAAUUACUAUCCAACUUGCCCAGAACCAGGAUUAACCCUUGGGAUUGGACCACACAGCGACCCAACCUCCAUAACUGUUCUUCACCAAGAUGAAGUUGGAGGGUUACAAGUGUUUGUCGACAAUAAAUGGAAAUCUAUUCGACCAAGGCGUGAUGCUUUUGUCAUCAACCUUGGUGACACUUUUAUGGCGUUAACAAAUGGAGUAUACAAGAGCUGUUUGCACCGAGCAGUGGUGAAGAAGAAGACAGAGAGAGUAUCAUUGGCGUAUUUCGCGUGUCCAAAACAUGACAAAACAAUAAAACCUCCGGAAGAACUGAUCAAAGAAGAUGAGCCAAGAAAGUACCCAGACUUCACAUGGUUUGAUUUUCUUAGCUACACUGAACACUACAGGGCUGAUUCAGCUACACUCCAAAACUUCAUCAAAUCCUUACCUAUUUCUUCUUUCCAAUCUAAUUAGUAAAAACCAUUGAUUUUCUUCGUUUUUUUCUUGUCAUUGGGCCAAAGGGAUUCUUUCUCUCUGUUGUCCCACCACAAGAACACAUUAAUCUUGGACUGUUUCUUUUUUGUCUUCUCUUCUUAUUUCUAAAUUUAUGCGUCGGUUGAAUAAAUUUGGAUAGUAUGAUAGAACUCGAAAGAUCUAUUGCAGCAUUAGUAACAGUGUCCGAUUUUACAUUUGAUUCUAGUCUUCAAUCCAAUUUAUUUAUGUAGGACCGAUUUAAUUGUUGUUCUUCUCUGGCCCAUUUUAGUAGUUUGCUCUGUUGAACUGAUUUAGCAGUCAACAAAAUGUGAUUAUUAGUCACUGUUAUCAACAGUGGAUACUCUAUCAUAUGUAAAAAAAAUGUGAUUAUUAAAAAUUAGACUGAUG
This is a messenger RNA of Oldenlandia corymbosa var. corymbosa, 1757 nucleotides long. The record is from the annotation of a GenBank genome assembly. NCBI's taxonomy places the organism in Eukaryota, Viridiplantae, Streptophyta, Magnoliopsida, Gentianales, Rubiaceae.